CAGGAGGGUUUUCCUCUCCGAGACUCCGACUCGUGCCUCUGCCUCGCUCAAUCCGCUCGAUUCCGCCAUGGCUUCCGACGGGAGCAAAAAUUCAAAAUCAGAGGAGCCGUCUUCAGCAGCUGGUGCAGGCCUCCCCAAUCCUUUCGAUUUGUCCUCUAUGAGCAGCUUGCUCAAUGAUCCAUCGAUAAGAGAGAUGGCAGAGCAAAUUGCAAGUGACCCUGUGUUCAACCAGAUGGCUGAACAGCUUCAGAAAAGUGCCCAAGGUGCCGGAGAACAGGGUAUUCCUGCAUUGGAUCCUCAACAGUACAUGGAAACGAUGCAACAAGUCAUGCAAAAUCCUCAGUUUGUGUCAAUGGCAGAGCGCCUUGGGAAUGCACUUAUGCAGGACCCUUCUAUGUCCAGUAUGCUCGAGAACUUGACUAGUCCAGCUCAUAAGGAGCAGCUUGAAGAGCGAAUGGCCCGUAUCAAGGAAGAUCCAUCCUUGAAGCCGAUACUUGAUGAGAUAGAGAAUGGUGGUCCGUCUGCAAUGGUGAAGUACUGGAAUGACCCCGAGGCUCUUCAAAAGAUUGGCCAGGCAAUGGGAGUUAACCUUCCUGGAGAUUCUAGCGCUUCCACUGUACUCUCUGGAACUGAAGAGACUGAGGAGGACAGCGGGUAUGACGAUGAGUCCAUUGUUCAUCACACUGCAAGUGUUGGUGAUGCAGAGGGUCUGAAGAAAGCUUUAGAUGGUGGAGCAGACAAGGAUGAAGAAGAUGCUGAAGGAAGAAGGGCCUUACAUUUUGCAUGUGGCUAUGAUGAGUUGAAGUGUGCGGAAAUCCUUCUGGAGGCAGGGGCUGCAGUGGACGCACUGGAUAAGAACAAGAACACUCCAUUGCAUUAUGCUGCUGGAUAUGGUCGGAAGGAGUGUGUGGAUCUUCUAUUAAAGCACGGUGCUGCUGUUACGCUUCAAAAUCUGGAUGGGAAGACCCCCAUCGAGGUUGCCAGGCUCAACAAUCAGGACGAAGUUCUCAAGCUGCUGGAGAAGGACGCAUUCCUAUAAAACCGGUGCUCAUAUAUUCACAUCAAGUCAUCAAAGAUCAAACUCUUGGUUUUCAUCCAUCCUGUGAACUUGUGGGCUGGGCAUGUUCUUGUUCAUAUGGAGGUGUUACACUUGUUACAAGAAUUGCCAUGAAUCAGGACUGCAAGGUCCUUUCGAAGGUUUUUUCAGUUUUUCAUGACAAGCGAACUUGCGAGUGUUUACUUUGUCAUUAGCGUUUUUGAAAUUAAGCUCCAAGAUCAUUCCUUCCUCUUUUCCGUUUGUGGGUUUCAUGUAAAAUCUCGUGGAAACUCAAAAACCCAUCCGUAAUAUAUACUUUCUUUGGAUAAAA
Messenger RNA from Phragmites australis (common reed), 1367 nucleotides. RefSeq names its product ankyrin repeat domain-containing protein 2A-like. The record is from RefSeq and is a predicted model, not a curated record. Gene Ontology annotation, biological process: protein targeting to chloroplast. Gene Ontology annotation, cellular component: chloroplast outer membrane. The transcript is spliced from 8 exons. Gene Ontology annotation, molecular function: protein binding; chloroplast targeting sequence receptor activity. Lineage: Eukaryota; Viridiplantae; Streptophyta; Magnoliopsida; Poales; Poaceae. Bases 68 to 1039 code for a protein of 323 amino acids.